CUUCAAAAUAUUCACCGUUCAAUGACAUCGUUUUAAAAAGGAAAGUACAUAGUAAAUAGUUAUUUGACAGUGAGUAUGUAUUUAUAUUAAUAUAAUAUAAAUAAGUAUACGUAUAGUUAUCGAAAAUCAUCAGUAAUUCAAGAUGCAAUAACUCAGGAGAAUUUUCCUCAAUUUCCAGUUAUGAAGGUGAUCAUCACAUUUUGACAGAUGCCAAGCGUUAAAGAUGAAUCAGAGGCAGAAGGAGAAGAAAUGUCUCACGACAGCAAUGAAAGUAAUCAAAGCUCUGCGUCGUGUGACAGUAGUGCAGAACAUAGUGACAGUGACGAUUCCUCUGAGAUGGAUGAGGAUGAGUGCGAAAGGCGACGUAACGAAUGCAUGGAAAACUUAGUAGAUUUAGAAAGACAAUUUACGCUCCUCAAAGAGCAGCUUUAUCGUGAAAGAAUUACCCAAGUAGAUACAAAAUUGGGAGAAGUUCGAGUCGGAAAAUCUGAAGAAUAUUUAGUACCGUUGGAACGAUUAAAAGAGAAUAUGAAAACAAAAACAGAAGUAGCUGGAAUAUUAAAGCAAUAUAGAUUACAAAAUAUCCAAAAUAAAUUCUUAGCGGAAGAACAAGCUGCAUUACAGAAUUUUGAAAGUGAAAAAGAGUUAAUUUGGGAUUGCAUCCAUAAUGAUUUACAAGAAAAAAUACGUAGACUAGAAGAAGAUAGGAAUAAUGUUGAUAUUCAUGCAGAUUUGUGGUUAAAUUCUAAUGGUAGAAGGCGAAGAAACCACACUGAAAGAAGAAGAGCUAUUUCAGUUUCUGGACCUUAUAUUGUUUACAUGCUUAAUGAUGCGGACAUCCUUGAAGAUUGGGCAUUGAUAAAGAAAAGUCUAAGUAGUCGAAAAACUGAAAUAAUAUAAUACUAUACAUACAGUUAUAUGAACGCAAUUUUUUAAAAUAUAACAAUCUUGAUGAUGUUAAUGUGUCGCCCUUUUAUAGGUAUAGGGUGUAUAAAACAGAUUAGAGCGAUAACAUUACCUUCAUUUUAGAAUACUGGCACUUCCUUUACAUUUGUAACAUAUAUAGAGUGCCUUCUGUAAAACACUUUGAUCUCUGUAGAACUACUUUAGUUGAUAGAGUAAUGGUGUAAACGGACUGACGGAAGAAUUUGAUAACAAAAAUAUCUAUGCCUUUGAAAACGUAAUUCAGAAACUAAUAAAAUAUUAACUUCUUGUUAAUAUAGUUAUUAUUAUUUUGUUUACGAACGGAAUAAUACUUAGUUGUAAAAAUAAUUCGAUACCAAAUGUAAGAAUCUGUUUAAGUAAUUUCACUCAGCUUGUUCACAAUGAAAUGCGCUUAUUCUUAUUAUAAAAUACGUUUCUCAAAAGUUAUAAGCAUGUUCAUUAGCAUUUGAUAGCGUAAAAUUUUUCAAUUUAGAAUUUAUUAUUUAAAUUAUAAAUUUAUCUUUUACAGAUAUACUAUUAUACAUGUACAAACUGUAUCAUAAUAAUUGAAUAUACAUAUUUCAUAUUUUUGAAUAAACUUUCAAGAAAAGUAAUGUUUGUAAAAAAA
Molecule: messenger RNA, 1552 nt
Organism: Bombus pascuorum
Lineage: Eukaryota; Metazoa; Arthropoda; Insecta; Hymenoptera; Apidae
Gene: Brms1
Product: breast cancer metastasis-suppressor 1-like protein
Exons: 3
Coding region: 208-900 (230 amino acids)
Biological process (GO): negative regulation of transcription by RNA polymerase II
Cellular component (GO): Sin3-type complex
Molecular function (GO): histone deacetylase binding
Source: RefSeq, a predicted model, not a curated record